UCCUGGUCCUGCUUGGGGCCAGAGAGAAGCAGGGAGGAGGAUCCAGGUUUUUGCUCCCCCGAGGACCUGGGGGAUUGAUGGCCAAGAUGCUGUUCUGCACAACGUCGUCCAGGCUCAUGUCUCUUGCCCCGUCACUCAUCAGAGAUUUGUACCUGAUCUGUGCCUUCUCUCACCCCAGCAAAUUGCUGGACUGUGACAGGCUCCUGUGGUUUUGACCUGGAAUCCCAUCCCCGUCUGGGAGUAGAUUUCCCACUGGGACCUUCGCGAGAACUGGAACAUUGCUGUAAACGUGGACAAAUCAGGAUUUUGGCAGGGACUGCAAUCUCUGCCUGCUCCCCAGUUAAUCCCCAGCGAUGGCACAGGGGGCUGGGCUGAGGCUGUGCCAGCAGGGUUCCUCGGUCCCCAAAAGUGGCUCACACGCAGUCAGAGUCUUUGCUUCAGGCAGAGAAUAUCAAUGCAAAGCCACCCUGUCCGCUGCUGCAAGUGGUGAUGGGGCAAUCUGGGAACAUCUCUUUAGGAUGUGGCUUGUCAGGAGCUCUUGUGUAAGCAAUCCUCCCUGCAUAACUCACUUGCGUGGCUUAGUUUUCAGCUGCAACAAUUGCCACAUAAGGACCCUCCUGUAACUGCCCAGCAGGAUGUGUGACCAGGCUCCUUGUGAGAUGGACCUCACCCAUCUCCGCACGUUGGGUAUCAGAUUCACAGCUGAUGGGAAAUGGUCUAUGCUAUGCAGCAAGGCCAUCUCCUCCCACCGCAGGUUGUCUCGCCUCCCUGUCUGCCUUCUCUCUAAUGUGCUUUUUGGAAAGCUGCCUCCUUCCUUGGGGCUGGUCCCAGAGGAGGUUUAAUGGGUUUAAUUCAGGCACUGUUGUGGUGAGGUGAUUAAUAAUUGAAGAAAUGAAGUCAUUGCUGAAUAGAUUUGAAGGAAAGCAAGAACAGAGGGAGACAUUCGACAAAGGACAGCAAGGUCCUUGUGAUCUACCUAGCUCUCCCACCUCCAUUGCCUGGCUAAAAGCAUCCUGGUCCCGUGUGGCCUCUCGAGCGUGAGGGCCUAGAUCUAGGUGGGUUGGUCUUCAACCCCAAGCGAGUGAUCAUGAGGCAUGGAGGUGUUUAAGGAAUGGGUUGAUGAAGUGCUUAGGGACAUGGUUUAAGGGAGUGUUAGGAAUGGUUGGACUCGAUCCAGUGGGUCCUUUCCAACCUGAUGAUUCUAUGAGUCUAUGAUUCUAUGUGUUAUCGGCUCCCUUUUACCGAAGAGCAGAGUCACGUCCUCUUCUUCCAUGGCCAGGGCCAAGUGCCCAUUCUGGGACCUGGGCUGGCCAACUGGGAGGCUGUGGCCAGGGCAGGAGCAGAGGAAGGUGGCUGGAACAGAUCUUUUCUACCUGCUGUUCCUGCUGCUCGAAGCUGGGCUGUCCGAGUUGGAGUGAGGAGCCAGGCCAUGGGGAGCUGGUCAGACCACCCUGGGUUGGUCCAGUCCCUCCAGUGGCUCUGCUGGAUUGUGCUUCUGGGCUCUCGCCCAGGCUUGGCAGCUUUGCAGGGAUUUGAGAGGCUGCUUUCUGGUGAGAGAGGGUGCCUGGCUUUUAUGCAGAUUGAGAGCUGCUCUGGAAGUGGAGAAGGCACAGGGCUGUUCUUGUGUGUGGGCUGUUCCCCUGCCUCAGGUUCCAUGGGGAGAUAGUGAAGGACAGAGGAAAGGUGGGUUGGGCACCACUCCUCUUACCCAGCAGGUCUUUACUGAAAGCCACGGCUGGGUCUCAUCUGCUUGGUUGCUCUGUGCUCAUCUCGCUCCUGUCCAAGAAGCUGGACUGCAGCCUGGAGGCAGAGUGAUGGGAGAGCCUGGCACAGGGGUGUCUGGCCUAUGCAGGGACAGAAGCUGGCUUCCCCAAUGCCACCCACCCUGGUGAAGCUGCUUUCAUAUUUCUGGGACAGGAGACCUUGCGCUUGGGCUGUGGAGCACGGUCACCUUUCUUGCUUUCAGUAGCUGGGUUGUCUGCACCCAAGUAUCUUCUGCAGGAUGGAGACCAUGGGUCUGAUGUCUGCUGAGACAUGGAGAGGAUGAUGUGUCUCUGCUUCCCUUUGGGCAGCCUAAUGUUCAGCAGCAUGUGACAGCCAUCAAGCUCUGGCUCAGGAUGGGCAGUAGGGACUGGAGCUGGUCCUGCUCCCCAUUGCAGAGUCCCGCAGGGCAGCCUCCCCUUGCUCCUCACGUGUUCCAAGGCUCCCACCUGUGACAGCCCAGAAGGGGCUGCUCCCGCUCUGCCAGGACAUUGCUUCUCAGGUUGAUCUCAACCCAAAGGACCUGCAAGCAAAGAGGAAGGAGAAAUGUCAGGAGAGGAGCCAUAGGGGACUGCAGAGGCUGUGGGUCCUGGCUGGGGUGAGGGAUGCUCUUCUCCUAGGGGCUAGGAGCUCCCUUUCCAACCUCUCUUCCCAGCCAGAGCUCGAGGAGUCCCAGGGUGCUGCAGCAAUGCUCCUCACCCUCCCGUGGCCUGGCCCAGGCUCAGGGAGAGCACAGAUCCCCCUUGUUUCGGCAAGAAAAUAGAGGCACAGAGAGCACCACAGACCUUCCUCUGUUAUCCCACUGGCUGCGCCGGCACAGGCGGGCACAGGGCUCUAUGUGCUCUGCUCUCUUUUCCCUGCUGGGGGUGAGCUCCAAAAAUGGAUCCCUUUCAAUCACCCCUUAAGACACCCCAAGACACAAUCUCCUGAGCCCAGCAGAGGACAACCUGUACCUGGAGGGCACAGCUUCUGGAAAGCCAUGCAGCAGCAGGGCGGCGGCUGUGAUGAGCCUUCGAUAAUGCAACCCUGCAACCACAAAUUCAACCCUGCAGCCACAGUUUCAACCCUGCCCUCACUGCAAGGCUGUUCACUCAGACCCGGAGGGCAAAACUUACUUAAAGGGGACCUACAGGAAAGCUGGGGAGGGGCCCUUGAUCAGGGAGUGCAGGGAUAGGACAAGGGGAACAGUUUUGAGCUGCAAAAGGGGAGAUUGAGAUGAGAUCUUAGGGAGAAAUGUUUUACUGCGAGAGUGGGGAGGCCCUGGCCCAGGUUGCCCAGAGCAGUGGUGGUUGCCCCAUCCCUGGAGGGGUGCAAGGCCAGACUGGAUGGGGAAGUGUCCCUAACCAUGGCAGCGGCGGAACUGGAUGGGCUUUGAAGUCCCAUCUGACCUGAACCAUUCUAUGAUUCUAAAGUGCCCACCUAGUGCAGGCAGAGGACAGGAUCUUGGGUGCAGAGUGGUGGUCCAGUCAUAGCAGGAGGAUCCUUAAUAGAGCAAAGAACACUUCGGGCAGCACAGUGCACCAAGAGGAGCUUGCAGGGCUGAACCCCGGAAUCUCGUGUCAAGCACAGCAAGGGCCAUUCCGCGACAGCCCAGCCUCACUCCUACAAUAUAUCUUCACCCAGCAGAACCAUGAAGACCUCCACAGCUGCCUUUGCUGUCCUUUUUGUGGCUGUCCUCUGCUACCAGGUCUCCUCUUCUCCACGUUCUGUGAACUUUUCUGGUCCCUGCUGUGUCACAUAUAGCGCUAAACCGUUUCCCCUGAGCCAUGUGGCAACAUAUGAGUACACGGGCAGCCACUGCUUCCAGCCAGCUGUGAUAUUCACCACCUUCCGAGGCCAGAUGGUUUGUGGCAAACCUGAUGACAAAUGGGUCCAGGACAUCAUAAAGAACCAAGAGGUCAAGGCAAGCAGAGGAUGAGCAAGAGGGAGCACCCUGCUCCCUCCAAGCAUCAUCUCUGCAAGACCUCACACAGGCACCUCCACGACACGUCCCUGUUUUCCUAUUGCCUGUGAACUUGACAGAUUAUUUAAUAGCGUUGAGCUCUUUCAUUUAAGUUAAUGCAAAGGCAUUUUAAAUUUAUUUGGCAUUUUCGGUGCAACUUUUCAUUCUAAUUUAUACUGAUUGUGAUUUUAUUUUGUAUAAUAAAAGGGAGCAAAACCUGCAGCGUCUCCUGCUGGCUCUUGGGAUGAUGGAUGGAGG
Messenger RNA from Cuculus canorus (common cuckoo), 3961 nucleotides. RefSeq names its product C-C motif chemokine 5-like. NCBI's taxonomy places the organism in Eukaryota, Metazoa, Chordata, Aves, Cuculiformes, Cuculidae. The transcript is spliced from 4 exons. Gene Ontology annotation, molecular function: CCR chemokine receptor binding; chemokine activity. The coding region runs from base 3392 to 3679 and encodes 95 amino acids. The record is from RefSeq and is a predicted model, not a curated record. Gene Ontology annotation, biological process: lymphocyte chemotaxis; neutrophil chemotaxis; cellular response to interleukin-1. Gene Ontology annotation, cellular component: extracellular region.